AUGCUUCUCAUCACACUCUUCACGUCUCUGCUUGGGGCGGGCUUGGGGGCUCAGGCACUGGACAACUCAUUCACCAAUCCCAUCCUGCCGGGUUGGCAUUCGGACCCUUCCUGCACCGGCGUCAUUGCAGAGCUCAACAACACAAAUUUCUGCGUGACGUCAACCUUCUUAGCAACACCGGGCCUCCCAAUCUACGCAAGCCAGGAUUUCGUGAACUGGAAGCUCGUCAGCAGCGCACUCAACCGAGAGUCACAGUUGCCAGAGAUCGGAGAUUCCAGCCCCGGGCAACAAAACGGCAUUUUCGCGCCCACGUUCCGCUACCGAAACGGCACCUUCUAUGUCGUGGUCGUUUCUGUGCUUGGUGUGGACCCUGAUCAGGGGAUCGUGGGGACCAUCUACACGACAACCGACCCGUACUCAGAUGACGCGUGGUCUGACGCGCUCCGGUUCACGCCGGCGAGCAUCGACCCGGACCUCUUUUGGGACGACGACGUGGACGGGCAGGUCUACAUCACCUGCGCGGGCAUCCAGCAGGCCAAGAUCGAUCUCAGCACUGGAGAAACCAGCUCGUCAUACUACAUCUGGAAUGGCACUGGUGGGCCUAGCCCGGAAGGUCCUCACAUCUACAAGCCGUGGAAGGACGGGUACUACUACCUGAUGAUAGCUGAAGGCGGCACCGAACUGGGUCACGCGGUGACAAUCGCGCGUGCGACCGCCGUCGAUGGACCUUACGAAGCGUUCGAAGGAAACCCGAUUCUGACCAACCGCAACACAAGCGAGUACUUCCAAACCGUUGGCCACGCAGAUCUGUGGCAGGACGCCGAUGCAAACUGGUGGGGUGUUGCGCUUUCGACGAGGUCUGGCCCGGAAUGGCUCAAUUACCCGAUGGGCAGGGAGUCGGUGCUCUUCAAUGUCACCUGGGAGGAGGGAGAUUGGCCAGUCUGCCAGGACCCUAUCCAGGGGGAAAUGAACGGGUGGGACCUGCCGUCUGCGUCCGGCAGUAUUCCCGGAGAUGGCCCCUUGGUGAGCGACCCGGAUGUUGUGGACUUCGAGGAGUACACGUCCAUGCCAAAGCACUUCGUGUACUGGCGAUUUCCAAAGGUUGAGAAUUAUGAGGUGUCGCCGGAGGAGAAGCCGAACGCCCUCAAGUUGACGCCGAGCGUUGCUAACCUGACCGGUGGCGCGGACUUUGCACCCGCGGACGGCAUCACAUUUGUCAGUCGACGACAGACGUAUACCUUGUUCAAUUAUUCGGUCGACGUCGAGCUCAACGCCACUGCAGCCGAGGAGGAAGUAGGGGUGACGGCUUUUCUGACCCAGUAUCAGCACAUAGAUCUGGGUCUCGUUGCAUUGCCGCUCUCGAACGGAAGCUUGGACUAUUACCUCCGGUUCCGCGUCACUGGCACCGGCAACUAUGAAGGCCCGGCCAUCGAGACAGUCGUCAAGCCUGUUCCGAUACCUUGGUCCCAGCCCCUGCGACUCGGCAUCCAAGCUGUCAAUGACACACACUACGCCUUCUCUGCGUCUACGUCGAGUGAUGGUGAAAGCGCAGACAUCAUUGGGUACGCUCCAAGCACCUUGCUCAGUGGAGGCACUGGUCCAUUCACAGGUACUUUGAUCGGCGCAUAUGCAACAAGCAAUGGUGCCACCAGUGGUUCACCAGCAUACGUGAGUAGAUGGAGAUAUCAGGGUCUGGGACAGAAAAUCGAGUAG
Diaporthe citri is the source of this 1713-nucleotide messenger RNA. RefSeq lists its product as uncharacterized. Gene Ontology annotation, biological process: carbohydrate metabolic process. The transcript has 2 exons. Gene Ontology annotation, molecular function: hydrolase activity, hydrolyzing O-glycosyl compounds. Bases 1 to 1713 code for a protein of 570 amino acids. NCBI's taxonomy places the organism in Eukaryota, Fungi, Ascomycota, Sordariomycetes, Diaporthales, Diaporthaceae. The record is from RefSeq and is a predicted model, not a curated record.